Fragaria vesca subsp. vesca is the source of this 603-nucleotide messenger RNA. Its product is annotated as ATP synthase subunit delta', mitochondrial-like. Gene Ontology annotation, molecular function: proton-transporting ATP synthase activity, rotational mechanism. Gene Ontology annotation, biological process: proton motive force-driven ATP synthesis. The transcript has 2 exons. The record is from RefSeq and is a predicted model, not a curated record. The coding region runs from base 1 to 603 and encodes 200 amino acids. NCBI's taxonomy places the organism in Eukaryota, Viridiplantae, Streptophyta, Magnoliopsida, Rosales, Rosaceae.
AUGUUGCGGCAAGUCUCACGUCUCUUACGUCGAGCCUUUUUGCUGCGGCCACGACCCUUCUGCACAGAGGUCCCAGCCCCCAUUGCACCAACAAACCCAGCCUUGGCAGAGGCAUGGAAGAAAGUGAUGCCCAACAUGGAUCCACCCAGGACUCCAUCAACCUACAUGGAGCCUCGGCCUCCUGUCCCUUCUUCCCUCCCUUCCAAAAUGACAGUCAACUUCGUCCUCCCUUAUUCGUCUGAGCUCUCUGGCAAAGAGGUCGACAUGGUCAUGAUACCAACAACAACAGGACAGAUGGGUGUUUUGCCUGGCCAUGUUGCAACCAUUGCGGAGCUAAAGCCUGGAGUUCUAUCAGUGUACGAUGGGAGUGAUGUGAAAAAGUAUUUUAUCAGCAGUGGCUUUGCUUUUAUUCAUGCAAAUUCUGUUGCCGAUAUAAUCGCCGUGGAAGCUGUGCCAAUUGAGCAAAUUGACGCGAGCUUGGUACAGAAGGGGCUUGCAGAUUUCACUCAGAAACUCAGUUCAGCUACAACCGAGUUGGAGAAAGCCGAAGUGCAAAUAGGCAUCGAUGUUCAUAGUGCUCUUUACUCUGCUAUCACUGGCUAA